This is a messenger RNA of Schistosoma turkestanicum, 924 nucleotides long. The record is from the annotation of a GenBank genome assembly. NCBI's taxonomy places the organism in Eukaryota, Metazoa, Platyhelminthes, Trematoda, Strigeidida, Schistosomatidae.
CUUGCAUACGUCAACUGUCCACCCGCUCUGCAUACUGUUACGUUCGUUGUGGCGCAGUUUGUACAAAUGUUCAUUGCUGCAUUUGUGUUAUUUGCCUGCAUAUCAGUAGUUAAAAAUAACCCGAACGUUCAAAGUGAUGCUUUAUUCAUUGGCUCCGUAUCAGCUCGUGACAAGAGCCAUUUCCGUUCGGUUUUCGAAACACAUGUUAAUGAAUCGCCAUCUGAUAUUUCUAAGACUUACCAUGCCAUAUUAGGUCUUCAUUCCCUUAAUGAAAGGGUUCCUAAUGCAGAUUCUGCCUGUUCCACCCUAAACAAGCCCAUAUCAAACUCAGAAGAGGCAUUCUAUAUGAGUUCGCUGCACAAACUCAUUGGCACCGCAAAGUGUAAGGUAUCAGGUUCAGAGGUUGAGAAGUUGUCCAAGCAGUUGUUGACCGAAGAUAUAUCAAUUGAAAAUCUGUUUUAUCUAGUUUCAUCUAUGAAAAGUUUGCAAAUUAAAAUUGACGCUAACCGUGUUACUUCAAUAAUUAGCAAAAUAAAGACCACAGAUACUAGCCCAAUGACGUUGAGUUUUGUUUUACAAAUCGUACAUCAACUUGGUCUGACGAAAUCAGAUAUGAAUGGCUACGUAUCUAGUAUAGAUAAAGUUCUGGACCAGGCAAAUGAAAUUAGUGAUAAUCAGCUCUUUUAUGAAAAAGGCUUAUACACAACAUCAUUUGUUGCGAAAAGUAUUGUUGACUUUCUUACUGCAUACGGAGAGGUUCCAAAGAGCGUUGAGAACAAACUAGUCAAAUUAUUCAACUAUCUUUACACACGUCGUCAAACUGCCAAUCUACGUGCUUCUGCUUAUUUGGUUGCUGCUUUCAAAUCAUUAACCGAUUGUUCAUUAUUGGUAAGCGAUAUUGGUUACAAUGAAUUUACUAUGUAA